GCAUGUCGAAACCAGCGAAGACCCCGGGCAGACGCGCAAAAAAGAGGAAGGAGAGCUUCGCCAUCUACUUGAAGAAGGUACUCAAGCAGAUUCACCCCGACAUCGACAUCUCGUUCAAAGCCAUGACAAUGAUGAACUCGUUCGUCAACGACAUCUUCGACUGCAUCGCCCGUGAAGCGUCUCGCCUGACUCGCUACAACAAGCGCUCCACCAUCUCUUCCCGGGAGAUCCAGACCGCCGUGCGUCUGCUUCUUCACGGUGAGCUGGCCAGGCACGGGAUGACACAGGGAACCAAGGCCGUCACCAGGUACACCAGCUCCGCUGGUCGCCCGACUGUUGAAUCACAAGCCUUGUAACGUGCAUAUAAAUAAGUAAAUAAACUCUCCCUACAAACACAAGCUCACCACAACCCUCGAGGGAGUCCACUUUAUGAGGCAUAUGGGUCAGUACAAUAAAAGACUGAAUCAUUCGCAUGGAUCGGUCCAAGGAAUCCUCCUGGCACAGAGGAAAUCCUGAAGCUAAUGUUCCUGACUUUUCAAACUGUGAGUCCUUUUUGUUCCUUCAACCCAAACGACAAAACGUGGUUAAAAAAAAAGGUUUUGGGACUGAUUCAACACGCAAGCGCAGCAAGACGGAAUGUGUGAACAUCUUUUAAUUUCAUGCAAGACAAUUUUCUUUCAAAUCAAAUGUAUAA
Molecule: messenger RNA, 694 nt
Organism: Synchiropus splendidus (mandarinfish)
Lineage: Eukaryota; Metazoa; Chordata; Actinopteri; Syngnathiformes; Callionymidae
Product: late histone H2B.L4-like
Exons: 1
Coding region: 3-356 (117 amino acids)
Cellular component (GO): nucleosome
Molecular function (GO): structural constituent of chromatin; protein heterodimerization activity; DNA binding
Source: RefSeq, a predicted model, not a curated record